GGGUGCAGUCUUGAUGAGACUACCGAGCGAUGUGGACGUCGCGUGUCGUGUCUCGCGUGUGACUUUGCUGUUUCGAUCGCGAAUAUACGUGCCAGUGACACUUGGCGGCUGCUGCCCGCGCACAGAUAUGCAGGAACGACGCUGAGGCACACACAUAUAUAUAUAUAUACGUCACAGUCAACCUGUACGCGAAUUCGUCGCGCCGAUCGCUGCCGAUUAUCGUCGUUGACUUAUCAUUGCGCGCUACGCGCGUAUGCACGCACGCACGCACUUUCCCGUGAGAUAUAUCACGCGAAAAUCGGACAGUGCACACACAUACACACGAUCAUCAGCGAUUGCUUAUCACUGACCGGUCGUUUGCGGAAGCUGCAUCUCGGCGUCAACAGACGGAAGUGUACCGGUGUUAUUAUUCGUGUGUGUACAUACGGACGAACGACAAGUAAACUGACGGCUGUGCGACGUAUCGAGAGAUUGUGCAUCAACGAGCGAUCUCGAUUCAUCGACAGUGCGCGCAGCUGGAGCGAGGAGCGGCCGCCGCGAAGAAGUGUAGCCAUGAAUAAUUCACUCGGCUAAAACGGCCGAUACGGGAGUUUCUCCGACUUUGAGACAUCGAGAGAGGCUCUACGACGACGGCAUCGAGAUGGGCGAGCUUUCGGGAUCCGCGAGUUUCCUUCAUCUCGGCGAUAUCGUAAGCCUUUACGCCGAGGGAAAUGUGUCCGGGUUCCUUUCCACGUUGGGAUUGGUCGACGACAGAUGUGUCGUGUGUCCCGAAGCAGGAGACUUGUCGAAUCCACCGAAGAAAUUCAGAGAUUGCCUCUUCAAAAUAUGUCCUAUGAACCGGUAUUCCGCCCAGAAGCAAUUCUGGAAAGCAGCAAAACAGAGCGCGAGUUCGGGUACAGAUGCUGUGCUAAUCAAAAGGCUUCACCACGCGGCCGAAAUCGAGAAGAAGCAAAAUGAGACUGAAAACAAGAAACUGUUGGGCAGCGUGGUUUCGUACGGCAAUGUCGUGCAGCUGCUGCAUCUUAAAUCCAACAAAUUCCUGACGGUGAACAAGAGGCUGCCGGCGCUGCUGGAGAAGAACGCGAUGAGGGUUUACUUGGACGCGAAUGGGAACGAGGGCUCGUGGUUCUACAUAAUGCCGUUUUACAAGCUGCGAAGCGACGGCGAUAGCGUCGUCGUCGGCGACAAAGUGAUUAUGGAGCCGGUGAACGCGGGUCGACAGGGUCUCCAUGUGGCCGCGAAUUACGAGUUGGGCGAUAAUCCCGGCUGUAAGGAGGUCAACGUCGUCAACUCGUCUACCUCUUGGAAGGUGACUCUUUUCAUGGAGCAUCGGGAGAAUCAGGAAGAAAUUCUCAAGGGCGGCGACGUUGUGCGACUGUUUCACGCGGAGCAGGAGAAGUUUCUGACGAUGGACGAGUAUAAGAAAAAGCAGCAUGUUUUUCUUAGGACGACGGGUAGAACCAGUGCCACAGCGGCUACUAGCAGCAAGGCAUUGUGGGAAGUUGAGGUGGUGCAACACGAUCCGUGUAGAGGAGGUGCCGGCCACUGGAAUUCACUUUUCAGAUUUAAACAUCUAGCGACUGGCCAGUAUCUGGCUGCCGAGAUUGAUGCGGAUGAGCAACGGGAGCCUGUAAAGGGCAAGCGCGAUCCACCCGGACAGGUCUACAGAUUAGUAUCGGUGCCGCACAGUAAUGAGAUUAGCUCAUUAUUCGAACUAGAUCCCACAACUCUAACGCGAGGCGACAGUCUAGUUCCGCAAUCGUCCUUUGUUAGAUUGCAUCACAUAUGCACAAAUACUUGGGUCCAUUCAACAAGCGUACCAAUCGAUAAGGAUGACGAGAAGCCCGUGAUGUCGAAGGUGGGUUGCGCAACCAGCAAAGAGGAUAAAGAGGCCUUCGCGUUAAGAUCUGUAUCGCCGGUCGAAGUGCGCGAUUUAGAUUUUGCAAACGACGCCUGCAAGGUACUGACGGCUAUGAACAGCAAGCUGGAACAAGGAACGAUUUCGCACAACGAGCGGAGAGCCGUCACCAGCCUGCUACAGGACAUCGUGUACUUUAUAGCCGGUUUAGAAAACGAACAAAACAAAUCCGAAGCGUUGGAGCUAAUCGUUACGAAUGCCGUGAGAGAUCGUCAGAAAUUGUUGCGUGAGCAAUACAUCCUCGGCCAGUUGUUCAAAAUACUGCAGGCUCCGUUCUUAGAGUCGGCGGAGGGUGAGGGACCAUUUCUUAGGAUAGAAGAGCUUAACGAUCCGAGACACGCACCGUUCAAAUACAUGUUUCGCCUGUGCUAUCGAAUACUCCGACUUUCUCAGCAGGAUUACAGGAAGAACCAGGAAUACAUUGCUAAACACUUCGCGUUUAUGCAAAAACAAAUCGGCUACGAUAUUCUAGCGGAAGACACUAUUACCGCACUCUUGCACAAUAACAGAAAGUUGCUGGAAAAGCAUAUAACGGCUGCUGAAAUCGAAACGUUCGUGGGUCUUGUGAGGAAAAACAUGCGUAACUGGCAAUCGAGAUUUUUAGACUAUUUGUCGGAUCUGUGUAUCUCUAAUAAGAAAGCAAUUGCUGUAACACAGGAAUUAAUUUGCAAAAGCGUGCUCAGCGAAAAGAAUAAGGACAUUUUAUUAGGAACGAAAAUGGUGAAGACCCAGGUAGAAGUUGAAGAUAUCGACGAGAAGCAAGAAAACGCUGAACCGAAAAUUACUGUUAUAGAAGAGCUGGAAGUAAUAUUGGAAUGGAAUAAUGGAACUAAAUCGAUGUCUUUGAGCGAGCUGUCAAGAGGAGCGAAAAUGGGGAAUCUUCAAGACGCAGCUAUAUUAGAUUAUUAUAGACAUCAGUUGAAUCUCUUUAGUAAUAUGUGUCUGAAUAGACAGUAUUUAGCGCUAAAUAAUCUGUCACCGCAUUUGGACAUCGAUCUUAUACUCAAAUGUAUGGAAGAUGAAACAGUGCCAUACGAAUUGCGCGCAUCGUUUUGUCGACUUAUGCUGCAUCUUCACGUAGAUAGAGACCCGCAAGAACAAGUAACUCCCGUAAAGUACGCUCGUCUCUGGUCUGAAAUUCCGUCGAAAAUGAGCAUAAACGAUUACGAUACGAAUAAAAUGCCAGACGAAAACAAAGAGGCUGUUCGUACUAAAUUUAGCUCAACAAUCAUGUUUGUCGAGGAUUACCUUUGUAACGUUGUUGCGAAAAUGUGGUCUUUUGGGGAUCAAGAACAGAAUAAGCUAACAUUUGAGGUUGUUAAAUUGGCCCGCGAUCUAAUUUAUUUUGGAUUCUAUAGUUUUAACGAUCUGCUAAGUUUAACAAAGACGUUGCUUAGCAUCUUGGAUUGCGUAUCGGAGAAUGAAUCUACCGAUGGAAAGUUACCUACAGGUGAUAUUGAUUCUGAUACAGUGGAUUCUGAGGAGGCAGCUGAAGGAGGUGUCCUCAGAUGUAUCGGUGAUAUGGGUGCUGUGAUGACGAGCUUGACACUAGGACCAGCCGGUCAAGUGCUACCCAGCUCCUCCCCGAGACCAAAGCCACUAAUGAAGAAGGAGUAUCCCUUGGUGAUGGACACGAAGCUGAAGAUAAUUGAAAUUUUGCAAUUUAUUCUGGACGUACGACUGGAUUAUAGAAUCUCUUGUCUCUUGAGCAUAUUCAAACGCGAGUUCGACGAGACGGCAUCAACCGCUGCCAUCGAGAAGACUGGAGACGUGACUUUGGGACAGAAAACCAUUGACUUAGAAUCAGUCGGCGCACAGGCGGAAGGGAUUUUUGGUAGCAGCGAGGAGUGCGCGGCGUUGGACCUGGACGCUCAAGGAGGUAGAACGUUCUUGCGCGUUUUACUGCAUCUGGCUAUGCAUGAUUAUCCCCCGUUAGUUUCCGGAGCUUUGCACUUAUUGUUCAGACACUUUAGUCAAAGGCAAGAAGUUUUGCAGGCCUUCAAACAGGUGCAGCUCUUAGUUUCCGAUAGCGACGUAGAGUCUUAUAAACAAAUAAAGGCGGAUUUAGACGUUUUGCGUCAGUCCGUUGAGAAGUCCGAGCUGUGGGUGUACAAAUCUAAGGCGACGGAGGAACAUGGGAAUAAGAAGAAGAAGAGCAAAGAAGAGGAAGACGAGGGCACAACUUCCCGCAAAGCGCCUUUGCUGUCUAUUUCGGACAAACAAGGAUCUGCUAUCGAUUUGGAUAUCGGCCCGCCAUUGCACCCCGAGCAAGCUGAAGAAUAUAAAAAGAUUCAGCAGAUAUUAAUGAGAAUGAACAAAUUGUGUAUUCAAAUUCUGCCAGGCGGCCAAGUGAAGGCGCGCAAACACGAACAGAGACUUCUGCGCAAUGUCGGAGUGCAUACUGUCGUUCUUGAUCUGCUUCAAGUCCCAUUUGACGCAAAGGAAGAUGUCAGAAUGAACGAAUUGAUGCGCUUGGCGCACGAUUUUCUGCAAAACUUUUGCCUGUCUAAUCAACAGAAUCAGGUUCUUUUGCACAAGCAAUUAGAUCUGUUUUUGAAUCCCGGCAUAAGAGAGGCGCAAACCGUUUGCAGCAUUUUUCAAGAUAACUCUGUCCUUUGCAACGAGGUCAGUGCGAAAGUCAUACAGCACUUCGUGCAUUGCAUCGAAACACACGGGAAGCACGUGCAAUACUUGAAGUUUUUGCAAACUAUAGUGAAAGCUGAAAAUCAAUUUAUCAGAAAGUGUCAGGAAAUGGUGAUGCAGGAGUUGGUUCAAUCGGGAGAAGAUGUCUUAAUCUUUUAUAACGACAGAGCCUCCUUUAAUCAUUUCGUGGAAAUGAUGCGGUCUGAGAGGCAUCGUAUGGACGAGAGCAGCCCGCUUCAGUAUCACGUAGAGCUGGUAAAACUUUUAGCCUGCUGCACGAUGGGCAAGAACGUUAAUACCGAAAUUAAAUGUCACAGUCUCUUGCCACUCGAUGACAUCGUCGCUAUAGUAUCGCAUCAAGAUUGUAUUCCAGAGGUGAAAGAGGCAUAUAUCAAUUUUCUCAACCACUGUUAUAUUGACACGGAAGUCGAGAUGAAGGAAAUUUAUACGUCAAAUCAUAUGUGGUCUUUGUUCGAAAAAUCAUUUAUAGUUGACAUGGGUUUAAUUGCAACAGCCACGCAUGAUCGGCAACACGCGGAUACAGCCUUAGAGACUUACGUGACGAGUUGUUUAAUGAACAUCAUAUCCACAUUUUUCAGCAGUCCGUUUUCCGAUCAAAGCACCACUGUACAGAAACAUCUGCACGAAGCUAGACUGUAUUGGAACAUCAAGGAGUGCGAUCGGAAUACAGAUAAUAAUCUUUCUGGCUACACAAGGCAACCUAUAUUUGUUCAGUUACUUCAUGCAGCUUUUAAAGUAUCACAAUGUGCAUGGUUAAAUGCUGGACAAAGAUUUAACGUCGAGAAUUGCAUACGAACACUGUCAGACAUAGCCAAAGGACGAGGAAUUGCUAUACCGACUGAUUUGGAAAGCCAAGUAGCUUCUAUGUUCAGUAAAGCAGCUAUGCUUAGUAGACAGACGAACAAGUGGUUGCAAGCGUCUAAACAACCGAAGAUCGAACGCAGUCAAAGCCAGUUGAUGCGUCUAGAUCGGAGUAUUAUAGAAGGUCUGCAGGACAUAGUGUCUCUGUUGGAGGAACAAUUGAAACCUUUGGUGCAGUCAGAAUUAUCCUUGUUAGUGGAUAUUCUCUAUCGACCCGAGUUGCUGUUUCCUGCAGCGACUGAUGCCAGAAAGAGAUGUGAGAACGGUGGUUUCAUUAAGAGAUUAAUCAAGCAUACUGAGAAAUUGCUGGAAGAAACGGAAGAAAAGUUAUGCGUGAAAGUUUUAAGGACGCUCAGGGAAAUGAUGGCUAUCGACCCUGAGUAUGGGGAAAAGAACGAAGGUAUCUCGGAAGAGACGGAGUCAGAAACGAAGGGCGAGUCACAAGUUGGAACAGGUUCCAAUGAUCAGUCUGAGAAUCGACAAAUAACUCAGCAAGAGCCGGGAGACGUAUUGAGAAAUAAUCUUUUGGCGCGUUAUUUCGGUAAAAGCUUCACGCAAAAAGAGAAUGUUGACCUCGGAGUGUCUCGUGGCGCGACCAUCACUCACGGUCCAGGAGCGAAGAUAUUAAGCCGAGCGGGCAGAACGUUGCACGAUGUGCAAACUCAUCUCGACCGCGAAGGCGCAUCAGAUUUGGUAGUAGAAUUGGUGAUUAAGAGUGUACACUCUCCGAGUAUAUUCGUGGAAGCCGUGGAAUUGGGCAUUGCGCUAUUGGAAGGUGGAAAUCCGAUUAUACAAAGAAGUAUGUUUAAUAAGUUAAUGGGUGGUGAUUUGAGUCAGUCGUUCUUCAAGGUGUUCUAUGAUAAAAUGAAGGAUUCUCAGCAAGAGAUUAAGUCCACCGUGACGGUGAAUACAUCUGAUAUGGCAGCCAAGGCGCACGAGGAUAAGGAGGGUAAAGAAAUAGACAAGAUAUCGCGAAAACGUGGCUCAGGAAAGCCCAAUGGAAUCGUGAUAACUGAGGAUCUUCGCGAGGAAUUGAAUCAGGCAUCCAACGGACAGGCGUACGCGAAUAUGCGGAACGGUCUUGCACCUAUCGAAGACGCGGUGAAUAACGGCGCGUUAGAAGAUAUAAAUGAAAAGUUAGAUAGAAACAAAAGCGGCACCGCGUCCACCGAGAAGGACGAGGGUCAGUUGAGCUCCAAAGUUUUAGUGAUGCAACCUAUUCUACGUUUCCUGCAGUUACUCUGCGAGAAUCACAACAGAGAAUUGCAGAAUUUCCUACGAAAUCAAAAUAAUAAAACUAAUUUCAACCUGGUGUCGGAGACGCUCAUGUUUCUGGAUUGCAUCUGCGGCUCGACCACAGGCGGAUUGGGUCUCCUUGGCUUAUACAUUAAUGAAUAUAAUGUAACGCUGAUUAAUCAAACCUUGGAAACGUUGACGGAAUAUUGUCAGGGACCGUGCCAUGAUAAUCAAAAUUGCAUCGCCACGCACGAGUCCAACGGUUUGGACAUUAUAACGGCAUUGAUACUGAACGAUAUCAAUCCUCUGGGAAAGACCAGGAUGGAUCUGGUAUUGGAAUUAAAGAACAACGCCAGUAAAUUGCUGCUAGCGAUUAUGGAGAGCAGAGGCGACAGCGAAAACGCCGAAAGAAUUAUGUACAACAUGAAUCCGAAGCAGCUUGUAGACGUAGCGUGCAAGGCUUUCCAUCAGGAAUCGUUGGAUGACGCCGGCGAUGUCGAUGAUUCUUCGACAAACGGAGAGGAGGGAGUGUCGCCCAAAGAAGUCGGGCAUAACAUUUAUAUUUUGUGCCAUCAACUAGCGCAACAUAAUAAAGAACUGGCAGUGAUAUUGAAGCCAUCCGAACAGAACAAUGCAGAUCCGAAAAUUAAUAAAGCGUUGCAAUAUUAUGCGUCUCAUACAGCACAAAUAGAGAUCGUGAGGCACGAUAGAACACUUGAACAAAUUGUCUUUCCGAUCCCGGAGAUUUGUGAACUUAUAACUGUAGAUACCAAAAUAAGAGUGCUAAACACCACAGAACGAGAUGAUCAAGGAUCAAAAGUUUCUGAUUUCUUUGAGAGGACAGAAGACAUGUUUAACGAAAUGAAGUGGCAGAAGAAGCUCAGAGGUCAACCGAUGUUGUUCUGGAUGAGCAGUUACAUGUCACUGUGGAGUAACAUUUUAUUCAAUUGUGCAGUUCUUAUAAAUCUUAUUGUAGCGUUUUUCUAUCCGUUCGUGGAUUCCGUGCCUAAACUCGGUUAUCAUCUGUCAGCUUUAAUUUGGACUGUUAUGCUUGCGUCUGCCGCCAUCGUUAUUACCUUGCCGAGGGAGUCCGGUAUACGUACGUUAGUCGCGUCAACGAUAUUGCGACUGAUCUUUUCUGUAGGCCCAGAACCGACGUUAUGGUUACUUGGUUUUCUUACGAUCAUGUUAAAAGUUAUACAUCUUAUAAGUAUUAUAGGUAAUCAGGGUACCCUGACCAAAAAUGUAGAGCAAAUAAUAUCGAAUAUCGAACUUUUGUAUCACUUAUUGUAUUUAAUAUUCUGCGUUCUGGGGAUCUUUAUGCAUCCGUUUUUCUAUUCAGUUUUACUUUUUGACGUCGUUUAUCGCGAGGAGACUUUGCUCAACGUAAUCAAAUCCGUGACUCGAAAUGGACGAUCUAUUAUACUCACCGCUGUACUAGCCCUGAUUUUAGUUUAUAUGUUUUCCAUUAUCGGUUUUAUGUUCUUCAAAGACGAUUUCCUCGUUCCUGUAGACGAAGAAAUUAUAGCCUCUAUCGAGCAGCAAGUUGCAGAUACUUGCAGUGCCGGUGAUAAGACGAAAUGUGAAGCAACAGAGACUGUUUCACGAUAUGCUCACGAAGUAAAUGAAGAAAAGAGUAAAUCCGAGUUGAUUAGCGUCGGCGGAGAAUUGAAAGAACGCGCGUGCGAUUCACUCGUUAUGUGCAUCGUUACCACAUUGAAUCAAGGGUUGAGAAAUGGCGGCGGAAUCGGAGAUAUUCUACGAGCACCCUCCAGUGUUGAACCGUUGUUUGUUGCGAGAGUCGUAUAUGAUUUACUGUUCUUCUUCGUCGUGAUAAUUAUUGUUCUGAAUCUCAUCUUCGGUGUGAUUAUCGACACUUUUGCGGAUCUCAGAUCGGAGAAGCAGCAGAAGGAAUUGAUUCUGAAAAACACUUGCUUCAUUUGCGGUUUAAAUAGAUCGGCUUUCGACAACAAAAUAGUUUCCUUUGAGGAGCACACAAAACACGAGCAUAACAUGUGGCAUUACCUCUACUUCAUCGUCCUGGUGAAAGUGAAGGACCCGACGGAAUUCACGGGACCGGAGUCAUACGUUUACGCCAUGGUGAAGGACCGAAAUCUGGAAUGGUUCCCGCGACUGCGAGCCAAGUCAUUAGCGGCGGACGAGGGCGAAGGAGAACAAGUGGAAUUGAGGAGUUUACAGUCGCAGUUAGAAUCCACGCAGCAAUUAGUUAAAUGUUUGUCCCAGCAGCUCACGGAGCUUCGUGAUCAGAUGACGGAGCAGCGAAAGCAGAAGCAGCGGCUGGGCCUCCUGAAUUCUGCUUCUGUGAUCUUGCAUAAUGUACCCACGUAAACUUAAGACGUGUAUUUUGUAGUUUCCUUUUAUUAUUCUGGACGAAUCUCAGUUUGAUACUCCAAGAUAGAAUGUAUGUAACGAUGUUUGUGUGUUCUCUUAACAGGCAUUUAAAGACACGAGAACCGAGAGUGGGCAACCCGAGACAUUUUUACGGUUUUGUUCCUACUUUUAAUGAAAGUAAAGUACACCUAGGGCAUUAUCGUCAUCAUUCUCUUUUUAUUACAAAGAUUUUUAAUCCAAUUUACCGAUCAAUCGUCAAGGAACCAGUAUACCGUAAAUAUUGCAUCGUUUACUAAUGUAUAAAUAUUGUUAUAUAUAGAGAGAGAGAAGUUAAGUGUAUCCAUUUGAGAGGGAGCAGAUAUAAAUUACUUAAAAACUUCCACACAGUUAUUGAAAUGUUAUAAAGUAAUAUUCUAAUUCUUUUAGAAUAUUUUCCUUUUUAUGUGAUGAGCUCAUUGUGUUUUUAGCUUUGCUAUUAUAAUAUUUAUAUGUAUCCACGUGGAUACAUGAAGAAAGAUUAUAGUAUCAGCGUUUUAUAACAGUCGUGAAUUUUAUAUACUGUUCUGCGCUAUUAAAGCCAUGGUUGUGUUAUAGGAAUCUUGUUUCCGUAUAUUAUAAACAUUUUAAAUACUAAAAAAACAUUAUUGAAGAUAUAUAUUUGUAAAAUUGUAUAGAUUUCUGUAUUAUAUAUUUAAUUAACACAUAUAUAUAUAUAGAUUAUCCGUUUAUUUGGAAGUGAAUAGAUUUGGAAUUUCUCUUUCGUCGAUAUCACGUUGCUUACGAUUACGUUAACGUUGUAUAAUCGAUUAUUUUUACUUUCAUAUGUGGAUAGAUUUGAUGAAACAAUACGAGAAAUUUUAUCCAAAAUAUAAACCUUAACGAAAGUACAUAUUUAACUUGUAAUAAAAUGCGCUCAACUUUUAAUUCCGUGAAUAAUCGUUGAAAUCCAUAUCAUACGAUAUCUGUGUUCAUACGUUGUUAAUGAUGAUUUACAAUGCGAUUGGAAGACGUAUGCGCAAAUGCGAAUUAAGUGAGUUCGUUUGUUCAGUUACUCGUGAAGGCAGUAUUGAUCACGAGCGCAACGCGAUAUUACCAAUAUAAUUGGUGGCGAAAGCAUGGUAAUUAAUAGGGAUCAAAUUGACUCUAUCCUAUAUAUAUAUAUAGGAAAACUUUUUGAAAUCUCAGAUUAUUGUGAUGGACGAGCUUUAGCACGUUGAUGUCCAAUCAUUAAUUGUUAAUAUAUUAAUGAUAGUUGACAUGUUAAAAAGUUUAAUCAAGUUGUGUUGUUGCAUUACGAAACGUAGGAGCAUCAACCUGAACACUACGUGCCACGUUAUGAAGUUAGAAUUUAACUCGUAUUUUUAAAAUAAUACUUGAGAUUUAUGUCUAUGUACGAGUAUACAAUAUACACACUUUAUUUCUUCCUAAUGUAAUAUCGAAUAUGACGUAAUGUAUAUAUAUUUUAUUAGAUAUCGUAAUCGUUUUAGAGAGAGAUAAAACGGUGUCACUUAGAGCAUAUCACUUUCUAUAUGCUGUCGCAUAUUAUCAUUGUAUCAAUCUCCUUGCAUUUUUCCUUGUAUUCUGAUAUACCAGAUUGCAUUGUAUCUUCAAAUGAAUUCAAAUAAUACCUGCUGAGAUGUGUUAUUUCUAAUGUCUGGACGUGCGGUCUUUUAUUAUAUAGUAUAUAUACAUAUAUAUAUACAUAUAUAUAUAUGUAGUUACACAUUGUGGAUGUAGAUUGCGUUCUUACAUGUGAAUAAAUUAUGUUCUUUUUUAAUGAA
Messenger RNA from Linepithema humile (Argentine ant), 10812 nucleotides. RefSeq names its product Inositol 1,4,5,-trisphosphate receptor (gene Itpr). Gene Ontology annotation, biological process: calcium ion transmembrane transport. Gene Ontology annotation, molecular function: inositol 1,4,5 trisphosphate binding; inositol 1,4,5-trisphosphate-gated calcium channel activity. Gene Ontology annotation, cellular component: endoplasmic reticulum; membrane. The record is from RefSeq and is a predicted model, not a curated record. Lineage: Eukaryota; Metazoa; Arthropoda; Insecta; Hymenoptera; Formicidae.